This is a messenger RNA of Nerophis lumbriciformis (worm pipefish), 1620 nucleotides long. RefSeq names its product D-beta-hydroxybutyrate dehydrogenase, mitochondrial. Gene Ontology annotation, molecular function: oxidoreductase activity. The record is from RefSeq and is a predicted model, not a curated record. NCBI's taxonomy places the organism in Eukaryota, Metazoa, Chordata, Actinopteri, Syngnathiformes, Syngnathidae. Gene Ontology annotation, biological process: steroid metabolic process. Gene Ontology annotation, cellular component: intracellular membrane-bounded organelle.
AUGAACACCUCCUUGUCUGCCUACCAGCUCUUUUGCAUCCUUCCCGUCUUGGCCGUGGUGCUCUUUAUCGUUGCCAAGGUUUUCUCCAACCGCCGCUGCAGUUCCCCGCUGGACGGCCGUGGCUACGCCGUGCUGAUAACGGGCUGUGACAGCGGCUUCGGAUACGAGCUGGCUCGGUGCCUGGACCAGAGAGGUUUCGUGGUCUUUGCCGGCUGUUUGUUUCCGCAGGGAAAGGGCGCCCAGAAUCUGGCCAGAGAGAGCUCGGCUAAUUUACAACUCCUCAAGCUGGACGUGACCAGUGAUGCGGAUGUGCAGCAGGCGAAGAUCGUGGUCCACGACAACCUGCCGGAAAAAGGUCUGUGGGCUGUGGUCAACAACGCUGGUAUUUCAGACUGGGCAGAGAUAGAAUGGAGCACGAUUGAAGACUUCCGCCACAUGGUGGACAUCAACCUGUUUGGCUGCAUCAGGACCACCGUGGCCUUCCUGCCUUUGCUGCGCGCUACUAAAGGCCGCAUGGUUUUCGUGUCGAGCAUCUUUGCCUUCUUCAACUGCCUGAACAUGGCCUGCUACAGCGUGUCCAAGCGAGGACUGGAGGCCUUUGCCGACUGCCUGCGGGUGGAAAUGGCCAGCUUCGGUGUGAAGGUGAGCAUCAUUCAGCCAGGUAACUUCGGCCAAGCCACCAACAUCGUGAAGAUGAAGACGGUGUCAGAUAUCUGGGCUAAGUUCGAUGACGAGCGCAAGCGAACCUUCAACCAAGCCUACAUUAAGAUGGCCAUCGAGUACUUUGUCUCAACGUGCAGGACGGGAUUCACCAACGCGGAGAAGGUCAUCCACGCCAUGCUGCACGCAGUCACGGCGCCCUCCCCGAAUCACAGAUACAUGAUCGUUUCAGCCACCGAUCGGGUUUUCUUCCAGCUCUACCCUUAUCUGCCCACGGCUCUCACGGACGCCGUCUUUUCUCUCAGCUCCAUGUACGCUAAAAGGAGAGAAAUGCUUUAUUUCAAGUAGAUUUUACAAGUACCGUAUUUUCCGCACCAUAAGGCGCCCUGGGUUAAAAGCCGCGCCUUCAAUGAACGGCAUAUUUCAAAACUUUGUCCACCUAUAAGCCGCCCCGUGUUGUAAGCCGCAUCUAACUGCGCUAAAGGAAUGUCAAAAAAACAGUCAGAUAGGUCAGUCAAACUUUAAUAAUAUAUUAAAAACCAGCGUUCUAACAACUCUGUUCACUCCCAAAAUGUACGCAAAUGUGCAAUCACAAACAUACGUAUAUCAACAUGGACGGAGGUGCGUGAAAAAAGCCACCCGGCCUCUUCGCGUAAACUUAAACUUACCUUAACCACUCGCUCAUCUUUUCUUCAUCCAUCCCUUCGAGUUAGCUUUUAUGAUGACGCCGGCUGGAAAGGUCUCUUUUGGCAAGGUCUUCCUUUUGAAUAUCACCAUGGGUGGAAGUUUCUGGCCAUUAGCAUGGCAAGCUAGAACCACAGUGAAGGAUGACUUCUCAUUCCCUGUGGUGCGAAUAUUCACCGUACGUGCUCCCGUUGUAUCCACAGUGCGGUUCACAGGAAUAUCAGUUGCUGUGAAAUAGUAAUCCGUGUGCGGAUGGAGAGAUUGCGUCUUUUCAUG